AUGGCUUUCACUUUAUCCGUCGAGGAAAUGGUGAACCAUGAGAGUUGCCGCGGCGACGUUGCUGGUCCAUUGUCGAGGACAGAGAACACCGUCACCGGUGUACUCGCAAUUGUUAAUAUUGUAAUCAUGGCAAAUGAAAACGAAGGAAGUGUGAGUGACAGAGAAUUAAACCAAAGUAAUAUCAAUACAGGAGAAGGAAAUUCUCAGGAUUCCCAAGAUGAACUCGAGAAUAAUAUUCGUACUGAUGAAGAACAGAAAGAAAAGUUAGUAAAAUUACCAUUAGGUAGGAUAAAAACAAUUAUAAAGAUGGAUCCUGAAGUGAACAUGGUUAACCAAGAAGCUGUUUUUCUAAUUACAAAGUCCACGGAACUUUUUAUCGAUUCUCUUGCUAAAGAAUCUUAUAAAUAUACAGCACAAAUGAAAAAAAAGACCAUACAAAAACGGGAUGUAGAAAGUACAAUCAAUAAUGUUGAUGCACUUGUAUUUCUGGAAGGAAUGCUAAAUUAUACUUAAGCAGAUUCUAUGUCAGGAUA
Molecule: messenger RNA, 533 nt
Organism: Dufourea novaeangliae
Lineage: Eukaryota; Metazoa; Arthropoda; Insecta; Hymenoptera; Halictidae
Gene: PolE4
Product: DNA polymerase epsilon subunit C
Exons: 3
Coding region: 1-513 (170 amino acids)
Cellular component (GO): epsilon DNA polymerase complex; nucleus
Molecular function (GO): protein heterodimerization activity
Source: RefSeq, a predicted model, not a curated record